CCGUUCUUUGAUUCUAUCUUUUUAUUCCAUAUUUUCUUGGACAUGUCUUCACGAUGAAUCUUAAGGUCCACAAUCUCCUCCACAUUUGCAGACAGAACUCAUUACGAGUGCAGCAAACCUUACCAAAAACAACCAUUUCUAACUUCUGGGUUUGAGUAUGGAUGGGAAGGUGUUUGAUGCCAGGAGGAGGAUUGGGAAAGUGAAGGCAGCCAUUGACAUGUACGGAGGGACGAUUAUUGAAGGCAGUCCUUCAAUGAAGAAAUCCCAAUUGGGUUUCUCUGAGUCACCAUCAGAAUCAAGAGAGCUCCACAAUGCGAGGAGAGAUAUGGUGCGGUUCAAGGAGAGGAGAAAUGCUGCAGAGUCAGAGAACGCAAAGGCAGAAUCCGAGCUCUCUAAUGCAAAGAAGACUGUGAGCCUACUCUCUUCAAUGAUUGAGGAGACAAACACAAGCGCUGAGGUGCGAAAAAGAGGUGUCGAGAUGCUGAAGAAGAGUGCGGAGCCAGAGAGUGAUCAGUAUGCAGAAGUGAUGAGGGAAUUGGAGUUUGUGAAACAAGAACUUAGUAAACUUAAGCUGGAUAUGGCCAUUGUUUUAGGAGAGAAAAAAUGUGCAGAGAAGGAAAUUGAGUCCUCGAGGUCAAAAAUGUCGUCUGCUUCUAGUUCUGUAGAGGCACUAAGGAAGGAGAUUGAGGAGGUGAAUGAGGAGCAAGUUAUUGUUGAGUUGGCUCAGAUUGAGGCCGCAAAAGAAUAUGGAGAGAUUGAUGCUCAAAGAGUAAAGGAAGCCUGUGAAUUCUCGUUCACAAUGCAGGAAACAAGGAAGAAAAUUAUUGAUGCUAUUGAAGAGAUUGAAGCAUCGAAGAAUCUUGAAAACAGAUUGGCUAUAACUGUGUCUGAUAUUGAUUUUUUGCAGAAUGAGCUAAAACAAAUUAAAGAGAUGGACAUGAAUAUGGUACAGAGAAAUGAUAGCUCAAGGGAAUCUGACGAUUCAUCUUUAUUAAGGUCAAUAACAGAAGAGCUGGAUGCAGCAAAGAAAGAGUUGGAUUUGAUUAGAGAAGAAGGAUUUCAAUUCAUGGGAUCUAUGGAUAUCAUAAGAAGUGAACUGCAACGUGUCACAGGAGAAGUAGCUCGGUCGAAGAAGACAGAAGAGAAGACGGAAUCAACUAUUCAGAAGCUCAACUCAAAGCUGCUUAGAAUGAAAUCCAAACUGGAAGCUAUAUCUGCUGCUGGGGCAAAGGCUAAAUCCAUUGCAUCGAAUCUGUCGAACACUCUCGAACAGUUAACGACAGAAGCAGCAGCAGCAAAGAGAGAAAAAGAACUAAUAGUUGAAGAAACUGCAGCAGUCAAGGCAGAAAUACCACUAACCGAGUCGGAAAUAGGGUUAACUGAGGCAAGAUUGGAGGCAGCAGCGCAAGAACUUGAAGUAGUAAAAAUAUCAGAGGCCUUAGCUCUUGAGGAUCUAAAGAAUCUCAUUGAACACAGCAAGAGAGCAAGAGCCUCUGCUUCCCAACAUAGUUCCUCAAUUACAAUCUCAAAGUUUGAAUACGAGUACUUAACUGGUCGUGCAGUCGAGGCUGAAGAAAUCGCGGAUAAAAAGGUUGCGGCAGCUCAUGCAUGGAUUGAAGCUCUGAAGGCCAGUGAGAAGGAAACGCUUAUGAAGAUUGAAAUGGCUCAGAGAGAAAUCAAAGAAACGGAAAGAUCAGUUUUGUCACAGAGAAUGGAUGAGGGAGAGCUAAACAACAGGAGAAAGAAAUCUGAGAAAAAUGUAGAAGCUGAGAACAUGCCAUUUACAUCACCUAGAAAAUCCAUGAAAGGAUAUGGAAAUUUGACUCCAUCCCGACGUGCCAAGUUCCGAAAGUCUGCCUCACCCGCAAUUCGACUGUCUCGAUCAACUUCUUACACUGUUAGGAAGAGGAAAAAAGUGAUGCCGAACUUUGGCAGGUUCUUUGCUGGAAAGGCACUUGACAAAGAUCAGUAAUGACAUAGGUCUUCAUGAGCUUUCAAUUUGAUGACCCUGCGAUAAUUUCCAAAUCUUCCUAGUUUCUCUGGUUUGAUUGUGCGAGACAUUGACAAAUGAAAUAGAAAUUGUGGAAAGUGCGUUAUAUGUGUAAA
This is a messenger RNA of Tripterygium wilfordii, 2106 nucleotides long. RefSeq names its product protein PLASTID MOVEMENT IMPAIRED 2-like. The transcript has 3 exons. The coding region runs from base 158 to 1972 and encodes 604 amino acids. NCBI's taxonomy places the organism in Eukaryota, Viridiplantae, Streptophyta, Magnoliopsida, Celastrales, Celastraceae. The record is from RefSeq and is a predicted model, not a curated record.